Molecule: messenger RNA, 2322 nt
Organism: Hyla sarda
Lineage: Eukaryota; Metazoa; Chordata; Amphibia; Anura; Hylidae
Gene: DRD4
Product: dopamine receptor D4
Exons: 4
Coding region: 481-1764 (427 amino acids)
Biological process (GO): adenylate cyclase-activating adrenergic receptor signaling pathway; adenylate cyclase-inhibiting dopamine receptor signaling pathway
Cellular component (GO): plasma membrane
Molecular function (GO): G protein-coupled receptor activity; dopamine neurotransmitter receptor activity, coupled via Gi/Go
Source: RefSeq, a predicted model, not a curated record
CAUAGACACAGUGCAGCAGUCUCCCUCCCUGUCAUAUUCACAGCUAUACUAAGCCUGGCUUUGUGUUGGGAUGUAGCAGUGUGAUUGGAGCAGCUCCUAGACAAACCCUCUGCACCUUAAUCGGCUUUCUUCUCCUGGACGCGACCCACUUGCAAAUUAAUCACCUUGGGAUCAGAAGGAAAGUAUUCCUCCACUGCUUCCAUGUAAACCAGGAUGGAGACCCCCAAGGACAAGCACCUCUGCCCCCCAAGAAUCUGCACCCCUCACUGUGUAUGACAGGUGGACAUGUGUCUCCUACAAAGUCAUCACUGUGCUCCAAAAUAUGGGUCCUCAAGAGCCUAAAGUCAACUUUUAAGGACACCUUCAGCUCAGUAAGUAGUUUAUAGAUCCUGGAAACAAUUAUAAAAAAAAAAUGGAAGGAAGAUCUGGAAUACUUUACCAACCUCCUCAUUCAAGGACAGGGGUCUUCUAACUUCCCCCAUGAGAACAUCUCCUGUUGAAGUGGGAAGAAGAAUAGAUGACUUCUCCAUGGGAAAAUCUGCUCUUUGUAGAAGACAAAGGAAAAAGAAGAAGACUGGCCAAGGACCUCUCUGGUGCAUAUUCUUCUGCUUUGAUGGGACAGUGAGUACCGAAGCCAUGCUCCAGAACAUCUCCAACCAAACUUCUGAGCCCUCAGAGGACUCCCAUUAUAACUUCCUGGCCUUGAUCUUUGGGCUCAUAUUGAUUGUGUGUAUCAUUUGUGGAAAUGUCUUAGUGUGUCUUAGUGUCUGUACAGAGAAAGCUCUGAAAACCACCACCAACUAUUUCAUAGUCAGUCUGGCGGUGGCUGACCUUCUCCUGGCUGUGCUGGUGCUGCCACUGUAUGUAUACACAGAGUUUCUAGGAGGGAUGUGGACUCUUAGUCUUGUCUUAUGUGACGCCCUUAUGACUAUGGAUGUCAUGCUGUGCACUGCCUCCAUUUUUAACCUGUGUGCGAUCAGUGUGGACAGGUUCAUAGCUGUGUUCGUCCCGCUGAACUACAACAGGCGGCAAGUGGAUAAUCGUCAAUUGUUCCUGAUCUCAACCACUUGGAUUUUUGCCUUUGCUGUGGCUUCUCCUGUCAUUUUUGGACUUAAUAAUGUUAAAGACCGGGAUCCUACUGAGUGUAAACUAGAAGACAACAAUUAUGUGGUUUACUCCUCUGUUUGUUCCUUUUUCAUCCCAUGUCCUAUAAUGGUAGUCCUUUAUUGCGCCAUGUUUUAUGGACUCCGAAAAUGGGAAGAAACCAGAAAAGCCAAGUUACGGAGUCACAUGUCUCCAAGACGUAAGCCACCAAGCCAAACUCUAAUAUUUGAUAGGAUAGAUAGGAUAGAUCGAAGUCCUACUGACAGCAAGCUGGAUGAACUUAUAUAUGACCAGCCAGACUGUCCAUAUUCCAAAGCAUAUGUGGACAAUGGCCAUGGUAUACAGGCUGUUUCUUACCCUCACCUGAAAUAUGCAUCAAGUAUGGAGCCAGAAAGGAAGCAUACCAAGAUCAAUGGACGGGAAAGAAAGGCUAUGAGGGUACUCCCAGUUGUUGUUGGUGUGUUUCUCUUCUGCUGGACACCAUUCUUUGUGGUGCACAUCACCCGAGCUCUUUGCGAGUCUUGCUAUAUGCCUGCACCUCUCUUUAGCACCGUAACAUGGUUGGGAUAUGUCAACAGUGCCCUAAACCCGGUCAUCUACACCAUAUUCAACACCGAGUUUAGGAACUAUUUUCGCAAAGUGCUUCGAAUGUGCUGCUGAUCCUCGGAGACAUGGGACAGCCCAUAGCGCAAGAGGUUGCUGUGAACUUUACUGUGCGGACUACACAAUGUGGUUCUUUCUCCUCAACCAUUUUGGGUUGAGGCAGUGGACAGGGCAAAUUAUAGGAGGCCUACAGCAGGAAACGGGGAUGAGUAAAUGUCAACUCGUCACUUUAGCGAUUCCCGAUCUGGAAAUGUUCCUGGUUUAUUUCAAAAUUCAUAAUGGUAUUCAGUAGAGCUUUUGAAGAAGCCGCAGAUUAACAAUAGAAAGGGGUAGUCAUGUGAUGUGGCUCAAUUCUCUCAAAGAGUUAACCAUGAUUUCAUCCGAAUGGGUUAAAAAAAAAAAGUAUUAAAAAUAGCUUUCCAUAAGUGGAAGUAAGUUGCUUUCUCUACAGAUGGAACCCCUUUCUGCUGUGCAGAACCAAGGAGAAGACCUUAUUUGUCCACAACUGCAAUAGUCACUUGAAAGGAGUCCAGAAAAACUUCAACCAGCUUUGUUUUGUGAUGGAGCACACCAGUACUUGGGAAAUGGAGAAGAAAGCUUUUAUAUAGAGAAAUA